UCUUGCUCUCGUCGGUCCCUCACUUUCUCCCCUACCUGGGACAGGAAGGCUGGUCUGUGACCAUCCCUAUUUCCCAUCUGGCUUUCCAGCAGCUCCCUCCCCUCUGAGGAUUAGGCACCAGGGACCCCCCAGCCAUGGUGCUUAUCCGGAUAGCAAGCGUCAUCCUGGCUCUGCUCAGCUUGGUACUGCUGCUGGUGGCCCUGGUCUCAGACAACUGGGUGAAGGUUAAUGAAGAAGAGGAGAGUCAUCUUGGGCUGUGGAAGAUCUGUGUGUCGCAGAUUUGCAUCUUGCAUCUAACCAGAGUACCAGGUUUCUUCCACACCAGCAGGUUUUUCAUGAUCCUGGCCAUGUUUGCCGGGUUUCUCUCCUUCUUCGCUCUCAUCGCCUCCUUCUUUUGCUCCCACUUUCGCUCCGUGUCUCUUCUCCUGGUCUCCACCGUGGGCAGCUUCAGUGCAGGUGUCUGCGCCAUUAUCGCGCUGGCCGUGUUCACCAAUGGUGAUUGCCAGCUCAUCAUGCCAGGAAUCCUCUCCUACGGUUGGUCCUACGGCCUGGGCUGGCUGUCCUUCUUCCUGUAUCUUGGAACUGGUGCGGUAACGCUGCUCACCCCGGGAUCCUCUUACAGUCGAGUGUGAGGCCCACACUACCCCCUAGGGAUGGAGCUGGGAGCUGGCAGGGCUGGAUGGAGCCUGCAGCGUCUUGGGGACGAACCCCGAGCAGGGUGUGUGAACUUGUGUGU
Molecule: messenger RNA, 736 nt
Organism: Gopherus flavomarginatus (Mexican gopher tortoise)
Lineage: Eukaryota; Metazoa; Chordata; Testudines; Testudinidae
Product: protein NKG7-like
Exons: 4
Coding region: 135-632 (165 amino acids)
Cellular component (GO): plasma membrane
Source: RefSeq, a predicted model, not a curated record